Messenger RNA from Anneissia japonica, 2338 nucleotides. RefSeq names its product major facilitator superfamily domain-containing protein 1-like. Gene Ontology annotation, biological process: transmembrane transport. The record is from RefSeq and is a predicted model, not a curated record. Gene Ontology annotation, cellular component: lysosome. Bases 73 to 1635 code for a protein of 520 amino acids. Gene Ontology annotation, molecular function: transmembrane transporter activity. The transcript has 15 exons. Lineage: Eukaryota; Metazoa; Echinodermata; Crinoidea; Comatulida; Comatulidae.
AACAAAGUCACCUGAUUUUGGAGACCAGAGAGCACGGCGGGCACCUCUCUGUGGAUUGUUUCACACGCUAAUAUGAAAGAAAAUGAAGAAACAAAACCACUUUUAAGUGGCAGAUCGGACCGAGUAAUAGAAGAUAAUGAUGAAGAUGUUAUAUUAACGGGAUGUGGAGCAACUGCUGCUUGCGAUCCAAGGCAGUCAUUGCAUCGAUUUCUUAUUCUGAUUUUGAUAUGCUUUUUGAGCUUCGGAAGUUACUUUUGCUAUGACAAUCCAGCUGCUCUUCAAUCUCAGAUAAAGUCUGCAAUGAAUGUGAACUCCAGCCAGUAUAUGCUUCUCUACUCUCUGUAUUCCUGGCCCAAUGUAAUCCUCUGUUUCUUUGGAGGAUUCUUGCUUGACAGAGUGUUUGGAAUCAGAUUUGGCACAAUUGUCUUUGGGAUAUUUGUACUUAUUGGACAAUGUAUCUUUGCUGUCGGCGCCUCUAUUAACAGCUAUGUUGUCAUGGAAAUAGGACGCUUUGUCUUUGGGCUAGGUGGAGAGAAUUUAGCUGUGGCCCAGAACACAUAUGCUGUUAGUUGGUUCAAAAAUAAGGAGUUAAACAUGGUAUUUGGACUUCAGCUGAGCUUUUCGCGAGUGGGUAGCACUGUUAAUAUGAAUGUAAUGAAACCGAUUUACGAUGCAACGUCUGAGGCCUUGCCAGACUACAAACGCCUCGCAAUUGCAUUGUGGGUUGGUGCUGGAUUCUGUAUUCUGUCAAUGAUCUGUGGCCUGAUGUUGUGGUACUAUGAUGCAAGAGCUGCUAGAAUCACCAAAAAAGGUUUGGGAGAAACUGGCGAGGUCAUCAAGCUGAGCGACGUCAAGGACUUCCCGUUAACCUUGUGGCUCAUUUUUCUCGUCUGUGUUAUGUAUUAUGUGGCAGUAUUUCCUUUCAUUGGGCUUGGAACAGUUUUCUUUCAAGACAAAUUUGAUUUCAAUCCUACAGAAGCUAAUCUAGUUAACAGUUUGGUUUAUUUCAUUUCGGCUGGGGCAUCGCCUGUUUUUGGGUUUGCUGUUGACAAGACUGGAAGAAAUAUAUUCUGGGUGGUGUCUGGCGUCGUACUUACAAUCGCAGCGCAUUUUAUGUUAGCAUUCACAUUUAUUAAUCCAUUUGUCACUAUGAGUCUUAUGGGCAUUGCAUAUUCUUUACUUGCCUGUGCACUGUGGCCUAUUGUAGCAUAUAUUAUGCCGGAACACCAAUUGGGUACUGCCUAUGGCUUCAUGCAGUCAAUUCAGAACCUUGGCCUAGCUAUAGUACCCAUGGUUGCUGGACAGAUUUUAGACGAGAAGGGAUAUCUUAUACUAGAAGUUUUCUUCAGUGUUCUUCUCUGUGUUGCCCUGAUUGGUAGCCUGUGUCUGUAUUUAGUUGACCUAUCAGAGGGCGGAUUUCUAAACAUGUCGGCUAAAGAACGCGAAUUCCAUAAGAAAAGCAUUGCCAAACGAGAAGUUGAAAAACAAAACGAUCCGCAUCUUCUCAAAUCACCUUUGCAGGCGCGAAGUGCAUUUGCACUGCGAAACCGUUACCUGUCACGCAUUGGUGCUAAGUUGCCUGAUCAUUUUAAUCCACAUGUCAAAGCUCUGUCGAGACAUGGCGUUCUACAAUAAAUCGGGUUGUUAUUCUAAAUUCCAACUUCACCAAAUGUGUAAAAAUUCACAUUAAAUGCUGAAAAUGAUGGCUGGACCAGCAUUUCUGAUAUGGAGUGGUUCUGAUUUGAGCAGUGUAGAGUCAACCAACUAAUUCAUUUUAUAGAACCAUUUACUAUUAUUAAAUGUUUUUGUAUUAUUACCAUAGCUUCUCAUGUUAAGCCCACACCAUUAUUUUUUUAGGUUCAAGUAGGAUAUCAUUUAACUGAAAAAGGGAUUUUAAAUUGUUCAGGGCUUGGGGAACACAAACUUGUUUUAUUGGCCUUAUCUUAUUAUAAAAUAUCUAUACAUGAUUUUAUUAUCUUAAUGAAACAAAUAUUUUACAUUUUAGCAAAUCGACAACUCAUUUUGUUUUGCUGUACUUUAAUUAUAGGCAUACAUUCCAACUUGAUGUAGCCCUAACCGAAGGCCUACAUGAAAUAUUUGGUACCUUUGUUUUGCCAUCCAAAGGACAUAAAAUUACAAAGAGACACAAUGGAGCUCGUAGUAUUAAUAAACACAUCAAAACCUCCACCGCCCACAUACCAAAUACACACAUUACAUACAUAACAUACACAGUAUUCAUUCUUAAUCAAGAAGUGUUGUCAAUUCUAAAUAUUACUACAGUAUAUGUAACACUGAUUUUUAAACUUCAACAUGUAAUUUAGAAUAUUGUAAUUAUUUA